Molecule: messenger RNA, 2166 nt
Organism: Metarhizium album ARSEF 1941
Lineage: Eukaryota; Fungi; Ascomycota; Sordariomycetes; Hypocreales; Clavicipitaceae
Product: Usp family protein
Exons: 3
Coding region: 1-2166 (721 amino acids)
Source: RefSeq, a predicted model, not a curated record
AUGUCGGGUCAUCGCCCCAUGAGUAUCGACGCCAUGCUCGACAUGGAACGGCGGGAGGUGCUUGCACUCUUGGAGAACAAGAAUCUCAACACUGCUACUUCCCCCACGAGGAUGCGCUCGUCGUCUCCCUAUACUGCAGCCCCGCGGUCGCCUGUUCGUAGCAUGCUGGAUAUCGAGGAGGAACCCGAAAGCUCCUCGCAUGGCGCCACAACGCAGGCUCCCGUGAGGAGCAUGUUAGAUAUUGAUGCGCCACUCACAACUACGCAGCCACCCGUGCGGAGUAUGCUUGAUAUAGCCGCUCCGUCGCCGCCUGGAUCCAUCCAUGGCAGAAGCUCCAGCCCUGUAACUUCCAACGAACCAGUCUUCAAGAACAUUCCCGCCUCAUCACAGGGCUCACAUCACCCGCGGAGCUCGUCAGAUGCUGCAUUCAAGCCAGCCGACUUUGGACCACGAGCAGGAUACCGUCUCGACAAAACGUCUGAGUACCAGUUCUCGGGCAUUCUUCCCCAAUACUCCGGCCUUGCUGGGUCGAAGAGAUUGUCACAGAGCGGCGGCAAGAAGUUGCCGUGCGCAACGGCGCUUGGGGAGGCUUUCCGUGGUGCCGACUUGAGCAGUCUUCAGUUGCCCGGUGACAAAGAACGGAAUCCCUCUGCCGGCUGUCGACUGGGGCAUGCCAAGUCGAAAUCUCCACACGAGAGAUGGGCGGCUCGCUCUCGAUCACCGGCGACGUUCGCUCCCCUUCUUUCCUCCAAUAGAGCGGUGCUAGAUGAUGGACAGGUUGUGGAUAUCAGCAACGCUUACCGCAGGCUGUCGGAUGCAAACUUGGCGUUUUCUUGUGGAAGCUUGGCGCAGUUGCCGAUGCGGAAGCGAUCUGAUGAUGCUGGUGAAGGUCGGUUAGUUAAAGAUUACCUAGGUCCGGACGGCGAGCACCUGGAAUCCAGUGAAGACGAUGAAGCGUUUUCAUCUGACGAUGAAGACCGUGGCCGUAAGACGGCCCCCAGGUCACUCAACCCAGACGCUCACGAAGAAGGGGAGAAUAGCAAAUCCCGGUCUCGGUCUGGCCAAGGUGACCGCCAAACACUGAGUUUGUUGGCUGCGGCAGACGAGGAACGAUCAAAAAUUGCCCGAAAGCAAAGCCAAACGUACACAUAUAGAUCACUUUUGGAACCUGAAAUUAAGAUUACCAACUCGUCGGGCGACACGGUCAAGCCAGCCAAAGGCAGGAUUCAUCCCAACACCAGCUACGAUCAGAAUUCUGCUUCGGCAACGCCGUCCAUGUUUGACUCAGAUGAGGAAGCCGACAUGGACGAUAUCAAGCGGGCACAGAAUCUAGGCUUCUCAAUGACGAAUAUCCUGACUGCUCCAGACUCGCAUCGUUCUAUUCGCAUCAUCUACCGUGGAGAUUAUCACAAGACAGUGCAGACAGCUGACGAGGAGAAGCAGAGAGUACGCAAGUACUUGGUGGCGACAGAUUUGAGCGAUGAGUCGACUCAUGCACUGGAAUGGGCUAUCGGGACAGUCUUGCGUGACGGCGACACUCUGAUAGCGAUUUAUUGUGUGGACGAGGAAACCGGCAUAGUGACUGGCGAAGGGUCGCUUGUGCCAGACGAUCCAAAGGCCAUGCGGGAGCAAGCAGCAGCUAUCAAUACUGUCACAAACUCGAAGGGCAUGUUCGCACCGGUGACGCCAGUUGUUGAUUUGAGACGGGCGUCGGCGCGUCGCGCCGAUUCGUCAGGAGGCAACAGAACUCCGGGGGCUUCGCCAGCGCCGUCCCAGAGAGGUGACAAUCAGAGAGCAGUAGAGGAACGAUCGCGAGCAAUUCAGGAAAUGACUGACAAGAUACUGCGACUGUUGAGAAAGACUCGGUUGCAAGCACGAGUUAUUGUGGAGGUGCUACAUUGCAAGAAUCCGCGACACAUGAUUACAGAAGUGAUUGACAUAAUCAACCCGACGUUGGUGGUGAUCGGUAGCCGAGGUCGCAGUGCCUUGAAAGGUGUCAUUUUGGGAUCAUUCUCCAACUAUCUCGUGACGAAGAGCUCAGUGCCAGUCAUGGUGGCAAGGAAGAGACUCCGCAAGCAGAGCAAGUACAAGCAGAAGGCGGUCAAGCAGGUCAACAAUAUUAGCAACCCGGCGGCCCGCAGCCUGGCAAAUGCCAAGAUUGACUGA